Labeo rohita (rohu) is the source of this 7875-nucleotide messenger RNA. RefSeq names its product CBFA2/RUNX1 partner transcriptional co-repressor 3 (gene cbfa2t3). The transcript is spliced from 12 exons. The record is from RefSeq and is a predicted model, not a curated record. Gene Ontology annotation, cellular component: nucleus. The coding region runs from base 1028 to 2917 and encodes 629 amino acids. Gene Ontology annotation, molecular function: transcription corepressor activity. NCBI's taxonomy places the organism in Eukaryota, Metazoa, Chordata, Actinopteri, Cypriniformes, Cyprinidae. Gene Ontology annotation, biological process: negative regulation of DNA-templated transcription; DNA-templated transcription.
CUUGUGGGUCUGAGGAGCUGUCACAGAGAGAGAGAGAGAGAGAGAGAGAGAGAGGGAGGGAGAGCGAGCGAGCGAGCGAGCGAGAGAGGUUAGGAGCGCAGGAGAACGCUUCUCUUCUCCAGAUGGUGUUUUAAACGCAGACAGAAGGGUCAUUAGACAACACACCAGCUUCCAACCACUGACAACAACAAAAAUAAACCAAAACGCGAGAUGGUGCAGAGCGAAACAACGCAGAAUGUGUAACAUCAGUUAGCUGGGACGCGAAUGAUGUUUUUAAUGGACCGUUUUUUCGCGUUCAGUGUGGAGGGAGUUCGCGACGAACAGUUGGAGUAUUAACGGGGAGAUCUCCGAAACACUCCCUAUCUGAAUCAUUUCUGUAAACGAGGACUUUCGGGAUUUACAAGAGACAAUAUUCACUACACUUCUACUUGGAAACAUGGAGCAUCAGUGGCAAUAUUAAAAACAUCUUCUAUCUUACAGGAGGGAUCACGGACAUCUACUGUGGAAUACGAUAUAUAUAAAAAAACCCACCAAGAACGCGAGAUCUGAAUUGGAGGACUUUGCGAUUUUUUUUGUGUUUUGAGAAAUCCAAGCGAACUUUUUUUCGCCCUGUGCAUUUUUACUAAGAAAUUUGUUAACACGUUUCAAGAUUUCGACAUUUUAAAGGAACGUAAUACCAAAGUCUCACUACUUUAAUACUAAAGCUCCGCUGUCUUCUAGCUUUGUAUGAAAUAUUUUCGAUUUCUUGCAAUUGAAUUACCUCAUUAUUUAUUACUAUAACGAAAAGUCAACAUCGCGUGCAAUCCAAAGGAGUUCAGAACUCUCUCUCUCAGACACUCUUUGAUAAAACGGCAUAUGUACGAUUUGUAUUCAUUUUGGAAAGUUCUCACCUUUUCCCAGUGAUAAUCGAGGCGUAAUCUCCGUUUAUUUCUGUUUUUUAUUUUUCGCGUGGAUUAUUUUUUUUGGCUGCAAAUACCUCAGUUUGACUUCGACCUUCAAAAGUAGCACAGGACAGAAGGCUGGAACGAUGCCAGAUUCACCUGCUGAUGUCAAAACCCAGCCCAGGUCAACUCCGCCCACAAUGCCACCUCCACCCCCUGCUGUCAGCCAGGCAGCCAAUCGCAAUGCAUCAUUCACACCCACAACAAUGCUGAACGGGAGCAGUCAUUCCCCCACGGCGCUAAACGGAGCUCCCUCAACCCCCAACGGCUUCAGCAAUGGACCGGCCACCUCCUCUACCGCCUCUCUGCCCACCCAGCAGCUUCCCCCUGCUUGCGGAGCCCGGCAACUCUGUAAGCUUAAGCGCUUUCUCACCACACUGCAGCAGUUUGGCAAUGACAUCUCGCCCGAGAUUGGAGAACGUGUACGCAGCCUGGUGCUGGGACUAGUGAACUCAACUCUAACCAUUGAAGAGUUCCACUCCAAACUUCAGGAAGCCACAAACUUUCCCCUGCGCCCCUUUGUCAUUCCAUUUCUCAAGGCUAACUUGCCCCUCCUGCAGAGGGAGCUGCUUCACUGUGCUCGGAUGGCUAAGCAGACCCCAGCUCAGUAUCUGGCCCAGCAUGAACAGCUGCUGCUGGAUGCCAACGCCAGCUCUCCCCUGGACUCCUCCGAGAUCAUGCUGGAACUCAACGAGCAUGGCAAGAGACGUACCCCGGACAGGACCAAAGAGAGUGCAGGGGACAGGGAUGGAUUGCACCCGGAGCACCUUGCCAAACGUCCAUGCACAGUGAGCCCCAGUCAGCGCUUCAGCCCCAGCAGUGGUUUACCUGCUCACCCUCCCCCCAACGGCCUACCGACGCAUCCACCCAAUGGCCUUCCACAUCCUAACCCUCCUGCCCCACAGCAUUACCGCUUGGAAGACAUGGCACUCGCCCACCACUACAGAGACGCUUACAGACAUGCAGAGCACAGGGACGUCCGGGAUCGCCACCGCCAAACAGCCGUGCAUGGAGCACGUCAAGAGGAAGUGAUUGAUCAUCGGCUGACAGACCGCGAGUGGGCUGAGGAAUGGAAGCACCUCGAUAACUUGUUGAACUGUAUCAUGGAUAUGGUGGAGAAGACGCGACGUUCCCUCACCGUGCUGCGGCGCUGCCAGGAGGCGGACCGCGAGGAGAUGAACCACUGGAUCCGUCGCUAUAGCGACGUGGAGGAUAUGAAAAAAGGUGGGAGCUCCGCCCAGCGGCCUCCUCCUCUUCCUCCCCACCACAACUCCUCCUCCUCCAACACUCCUAACAGCAGCGACACACAGCCGCUAGAAAUCCACAGAGACUUUCUGCACCGGCCCCCAUCAGGCUACCUGCCCGAGGAGAUCUGGCGAAAGGCUGGUGCUACAAGUAUCCCGCUCUCGCCAGCAUUAAAGCAACUUCAGAACAAACAGGAGGAGGCAGUAAAUGAAGUGAAGAGACAGGCCAUGUCAGAGCUGCAGAAGGCGGUGUCGGAUGCUGAGAGGAAAGCUCACGAGAUGAUUUCUGCUGAGCGCUCCAAGAUGGAGAGAGCCCUGGCCGAGGCUAAAAGACAGGCAUCUGAGGAUGCGCUGACUGUCAUUAACCAGCAGGAGGACUCCAGUGAAAGCUGCUGGAACUGCGGUCGCAAGGCUAGCGAGACAUGCAGCGGAUGCAACACAGCGCGCUACUGUGGCUCCUUCUGCCAGCACAAGGACUGGGAGAAGCACCAUCACGUAUGUGGUCAGGGCCUGCCCGGGAGUAGCAGCGUGCCACUCGGGGCACCAUCUACCACCUCCAUCUCCUCUUCAUCCAGCGCCCCCCCCACACACUCUGAGAGCACCCCUCCAGGACCCCUUUCCCUGGUUGGGCAAACCAGCAGCAGCGGCAGUCCUAAGGAAGCGAGCUCCAGCAGCGUUUCUCGCUCAACCACUCCAGCAACACCCGCCCUGAUGGAUUCCUCAUCUCGCUGACUGAUGAACCCCAAAUCUUAACCCCUGCCCAGCCACGUCUACUGCUGCUACAGCAUCCUUCAUCCAAAACAAGCUGAGGAACCUCCACCAUACUUACCCAACCUCUUACAAUGAACUACGGCAACCUGGCUUCCACAUCUACAUUAAGCUCUUGUUUUGUCAGUCUCCAAAACACCCAUCAAGGCUCAGAAUCCUUCACAAAAGGAUCUACUGUGUUUAAUUCAACACGAGCAGGGUCUGUUCUACUGGAUACCACCAAGAAAGCCAGGAAAACACGUAUAGUUACAUGUUACAUGUUCUAUUCAUGUAUAAGACAAUUUUUAGGCAUGGCCUCAGUUACCUACACCCUUUAAGUGAGGUGUGCUCUGUGUGAAUUGGGGUGGGACUAAAUAUACUGUGUGUAGGUUGGAUUCCUCUAACAUGGCAAGCAGCCGCCACUGCGGGAUGUCAACAAUGGAGCACGUUGCCUCUCGGAAAAGCUUCCACCACAGAGCUACUUCCUCACAACAUGACACACUGCAUUUCAUUUUUUGGCUUUAAUUAAAAGAAAAGAAAAGUCCAAAAAUCCAAAAGAAAUAAUGAUGAUGAUAAUAAGAAGAAUAAAACCUGUUAACUACCUUGCUAGCGAGCCAAGAAAAUCUACACCAGACUCACCUCUCUGUACUGACGUGAACCCAAAUGAAUUUUAAGUGAAAAAAAAGAACAUGAUCCAAACCUUUUUAUUACACUGCCAAAGUUACUAAGAAGCACUCAUCUUGUAACCAAACGCAAACAACUUCACCUCCUCAGCAGUAAAGCCAGCCCAGAGUUCCACAGUCUGUGGAGAGGUGGCAUGGUGACCAGACACUCAAACCUUCACUGUGCCCACUGUGCUGCCCACUCAGAUCCUAAGGAAUGCCGACUUGCACCUGGGAUGUUUAAAGCACGUCACCCAGUCCGCCGCAAAGAAAAAUGACAUGGAAACGAAAGAGAAGGCGAGGAUGAGUAAACAAAAAGAGACAGGUUGGCCUCAAAAGGAAAGACGAACGGCAACGGAACUGCCAAAAACCUCAUUGGAUUGUACACUAAGAACAAGCCUUUUCUUCGGAAACACUUUCGUUUGGUUUCCUAAAGCUCUCUGAAUGCUGAGACAUUUCAUUUUGUUGUACGAUUUCAUUCUCCCUCGUUUUCCAAAGCAUGACAAGACUGUAGAGUCUCACGAGACUGGCGUAGACUUGGUUCUCUUUUCUCUCGCUCUUUCUACCUCCCCCCAUCUUCUAUAUGUUCAUCCCUUUUGUCUCCUGACAGAACCUCUAAGCAGAUAUCCACGAAGGGAUCAAACAUUGCUUGUAGAUAUUACUUUCUGUUUCUGGAUGUCUCUGUCUUCAAUAUCUGCUCGUGUGCGUACUCAGAGCGAGGAACGCAUUCUUUCUUUGUCUUCUUUUAGGUUUCAGCUGAACAUUGGACAGAAAAAGACACUCUAAUGGGAGAGAAGCUGUGUUGUACCUAUUGUUCGAUUUGUUGUAUCAAUAUUGAUGAUGAGAAUCCUCAUGUAGAAUAUUUUAUAUUGCUCGCAUUGUAAGACAGUGAGAGAACGGAGGUGCAAUACGAAAAGAGAAUUCAGCUACUGAAUGGAACCUCAGAAACGGCCCUUAGGGUAUCUUAUAAUAUAAAUAUACAUAUAAAUAUAUCUAAAAUUACCACAGUAAAUUAAUGUGAAUGUACAUAGUAUUUAAAAAGAGGUCCAAAAAUGAGUUUGCCAAAUAACAGAAACCUUUAAAGUAUAAUGUCUAGAAUUUAAUUUCUCUCCAUUUAAACUUUUCUGUCUGAAUAAUCAUUUUACAACGUCUGUUGUAGCAGUGGAGGAGGAAGAGGUGUUUCGCAUCACCACUCGUGUUGAUUACUGCCAGAGGACUCACAGACACGUCGGGCGAGACGUUUUUGUAGCCAUAAGCGUGUCGAAGCAAACGGCAUCACUUUAACGACACGCCAAACCACAAUAGACUGACCUAGCUCGCCCCGCUGAGAAGUUCCCAGACUGGCAUUUGGGAGGGAAGCCGCUAGAAUCUGUGUGAAACAUUGCCAUCCUUUGGGCCAAAGUGUCACUGCAGUGGUCCAAUGUGUCAUUUGCACACACAAACACACAAGCAUGCACAUAACCAAACCUUCGAUUAUCCAUAGUCUUCAUAGUGUCUGACACUCACUAUCAAUCAAGCAAACACUAUCUGGUUCUCAUCCGGUUACACAGUUUUUACUUUGGACAACAGGUUGUGAUCCAACAUAGUAGCAAACAUAACCCGUAUUAAAUGCAGUCUGGAUAAUAUCCAUAGAAGUUGCUGUGUGCACCGGGCAAGCUCUGCUGAUCCCAAAAUUCAUGUUCCUCAAGGAUUGUUUGUGACGACAGAUCCUCAGAGUAAAAAUACUUUGCAUUUUGCCACCGGCUUACACUUGCAGCCCUGUUUACAGCCUUCUUUUUGGUCAGUUAUAAUUUUCUGCAGUCUAACCGAAACACCAAUUUUCCUGAUUACGUGGCGUACCUCUGAUACGGACCAAACUUGAAAGGCCUGUUUGUUGCUCAUUCUAUUUUGGUGUUGCUUUAGGCGUGAGCUGGGUUGAUGGUUUAAUUUUUCACAUUAUUUCUAAAUUAAUAUAUGAACUCAUCCAGAAAAUAUCAACAACACAUAAUCCCAAACCAGUGAAUUACUGGAACACCAGUCUCUCUCUUUCUCUCUCUCUCUCUCUCUCCCUUCAUUUUAAGGAGGAUUUUUCAUGAACCACCCUCUCUUUCCUUACUAGCUACCUCCUGUGAACAAAUCCAAGACAGUUCGAAUGAAUGAAACCACUAGCAGACAUGCAAAUCUAUCAUCCUGUCGAAGCUAAACAAGACAUUUCUGCAUAGAAACUAAAGAAAAAAAAAGAUAUGUAUGUUUCGUCCACAUUUUCAUGUCUACACAAGUGUUGGGCCAACAAAGUCCUGUUUUCUUUCAUGGGCUGUUAUACAACAAAUUAAGCCAAAAUCACACUCUACAGAAGUACGUAGCGAUGCAAAAGCAUGCACUCUUGUGUUACUGCAGCAGUAACAAACCUCAGUUCUCAAGGGUGUGAUAGAGUUUCUUUCAAACGUCUGUGUCAUUAAACUGGAUGUGUUAUUAUUCAGGUAGCUAAACGUCAACAGUUGAAACCUUUUAAUAACUUGCACAGCAAAUUUAGUUUACCUGACUGUAGAAGAGUACUGACUGUAGAAAAAAAGUGUUUACAUUCAUGCCUGCUAUAGCGCCCCCUGUGGCAAGUCUUAGAAUUGUUGCAUCAUGAACUUUGUUCUGACACAUGCAGAAAGCAACGCUGAGUGAAAUUGAGCCCACAUAGUUGUACUUGCUUAGAAUGUUUUGAGCCUGACCAUUAAACAUAUCUCAUAAAUAUCCAAAACGAUAAAAGCACAGACCAAAGCAUAACUGCACAUCCAUAGAAACUGUUUGGACAUUGCAUCGCCUAAAAAUGGCAGCCUGAAUGUGGGUGAGCUACUAUGCCCAUAAACCAAAGUGUACAAAAUGACCAUGUUAAAAGCACAAGAUGACAGUAAACACAUCAAGGGAAGAAAUCAGUACUAUAAUUCCAAGCCAGGGGAGUGCUUGUUCCUGGCAUCCAAAGCAUCAGAUAAGCUUACAAAUGCUUCUAACAUUUAAACCAACCCUGUGCAAAGAUUUCAUUAUGGGAAUGCAUGAGUAUGAGUGAGAGAGUGAAAAAAAUGAGUGUGAGAUACUUUCUAUUAAUGAUUUUGCUAAGGAACUUACUUGAAUCUCAAGAGCUUUAAAAUAACACCAUUGGCAAAGUUAUGGUAGAGAACUUCCAUAAACUCAUUUUUUGCAUGUCUGCUAGUCCAGAACUCAUAAUAUAUCUUUGCAAUAUUUUUGGCCAUUCUGUUCCUAACCAAAAUCGAACCAAAAACAAGAAAAUGCAAAUGCAUCUUCCACUAUGUACUGUAAUUCCGCUGUUAUCAGGCCAUCAUUCUCAAUGCAAAUUUGUUGAUCCUUAGAUUUGGUCAGCGUUUGGCCUUGUCAGUGAACCCAAGCUGGGCAGCUGCUCUGUUCAAAGAUUGACAUUGGGAAAGAGAGAGAGAGAGAGAAACUACAUCCUACACAUUAAGCGAAUAUAUUCUUGAGGUAAAAUAGAUGCUGAAGGUUAACUAGUCAUCAGCUUGGUUUAAGUUAUGACCUCUUUAUCUUGGCAUCCCAAAAGCCCUCCUGAAAAAAAACAAAACAGCUUAAAACAGCCUAAGGUCACCAAGCUGGUUUCUGGCUGGGAGUGUAGCAAGACUAGCAAGACUAGCAAAACCAGCUUAUACCAGCUCAGACAAGACCAGCAAACCAUUUUAGGCUGGUUAAAGCAUUUUUUUUUUUUACCAGUUAUCCCUGCACAUCAUUAAUAUUGUUCAGCAACAUUUUCUGUGACUCCAUCCACAAAGGCUAACAGAAGAAAACACUGUAAAAUGCAAACCUUUUAACAGUGAACACACAAGGCUGUAGUAGAAACCUUACACUACUGUAGAACUGAACAUUGCUCUGACUAGCAGAGUGGGCCGGGCAUUGAACACGCACACGAUAAAUGGCAUAACAGCAAGAUACAUAUUUCUGUACUAACAAAGGCUUGGUUUGAUACAUUUAGGCAAACAUGAUAUACUGUAUUGUGCAAUACAUCAUUACAGGAAAAGGCAUUGUUUCAAUAGAAAAGGUUGGUGUGUUAAAGAAAAUGUUUUUUUUUUUUUAUCUCUUUCAAGGUCCUGUUAUCAUUCUCUAGACGAUGUGAACUGUGCCAGGAGAGUUUUAUUUAUUUCUUGCAUGCUCUUUUCCCCCCUUUUGCAAUUCCCUCACCCUCUCUUACUGUGCGCUUUGUUGGACAUGUGACGCUGUAAACAUUCUAAAUCAGGUUAUUGUCUGUGUUGAGAUACGUAUCUGUGUAAUUAAAAAGACAGUGAAAUAUGA